GUUUAAUCAUAGUGUAAAUCAAGUUUAUUACAGGCUACCAGUACAACUAGCGAUUAACUGAUUGAUUGCCUGCAGUUAGUGGUUUGCAACUUGUAAGUGUUGAAAUUGUGUAUUUUACUAAUUUUAUUUUUAUGAUACCUUGAGCGUAACAUCGGUUUUGUAUAUUGCACUUUCUGUUUCAUUUUGAAGUUCAAUGAAGGUCAAGUUCUUAUUGGAUUUACAUUCUUUCAGAGUUCUCAGCCAAAGAAAUCGUGCAUUUCAUUCCGGUUAGUGAGACUUAAGUUAUGGUUGGAUGAUCGAAACCCAGCUAAGAAAAUAUUUUCUUUCCUCUCCUUUUUCUGCUCUCUCAUCUCUUUGGAAUUGCCCGUCGGUCGUCAGAUCUCGUAAUCGAUUGCUCAAUUGAUCUGUCUUGGCUUGUUGGUGAGAAAUCACGAGUUCAUGUCCUAUUCGGCGCGUAGUUGGAGGGCAGCAUGCAUGCAUGUGUGUGUGUGUGUGUGUGUGUGUGUGUGUGUGUGUGUGUGUGUGUGUGUGUGUGUAGGAGAGAAGCUCUGACGAUGGUGGCUAGGUAGGGUUAGGGCAGGGUAGAGGGUGGGUUAGGGCAGGAUAGUGUACGGACGCUCAAGUUGAUGUGGUCCAGCAAGCCUCUGUUCUGAAUUUAUGCAGUGUAGUUGUGUAAAGGAUGGGAUGCAAAAGAGGGGAGGAGGAGAAGAAAAAGAGAAGAAGAAGGAAGAGAAGAGGGAGAGGAGGCAAGGCAAACCAUACUCGGACUUAGAGCUGUGGUUUGGCCGUGUCAUCGACUGCUACUUUCAGCACGAAUGGGGCACAAUGGCGACAAUCAUCGGCGCUUCCAACUGCCAUCGCCGUCGCCAUCAAAAGAGUCAGAAAGACAAGGAGGACAACAACAGUGGAACAACCAUCGCUGCCUCUCUUCUUCUUACCCCUAAGGUUAUCUCUGCCGAGCAGGUUACGGAUAUGAUCCAGAAGGUACGAAUCAAGGGAAAUGCUCCCAUCACCGGCAGCGGGUUUACUGGCAACAUCCUCUGUAUUCUGGACGACGGCUUGGCUGCGAAGAUCGACCUGACUUCCUGGGAAGCACCACGUGUCUCACGGUGGAUCCAGCAGACCGGAUGAAUCGGUGACAAGGAGACGAGCCACACAUUUAACAUGGGGAUUGAGAUGGCGAUGGUCAUCAGUCCAUCAAAGGAGGAGGUAAUUUUGAGAUGGGGUUUGGACUAUUGGCAAGAUCUUGGCCCCAACUUGGUCUCAAUUGUCGAGGUCGUUCCUGGAAAUGGUGUUAUCCACAUGCCAUCUUGAUCGUCGUAAAUCAGCAAUUGAAAUGAAAUUCUCAAUUUCUC
Messenger RNA from Chara braunii, 1355 nucleotides. NCBI's taxonomy places the organism in Eukaryota, Viridiplantae, Streptophyta, Charophyceae, Charales, Characeae. The record is from the annotation of a GenBank genome assembly.